GCCGCAACGCCCGCGACGGCCUCGUCACGACGAUGUGUUCGCUUACACGUGCGAGGAUACGAUAACUUCGCCGUUCGGUCGUCAUUAUGCGUGAACGUAACGAAUAACAACGGACGCGCUUAAUCGCCGGACUGUCUGCCCUGCCAAAAAGCGCUCGGCUCUUAACCUAACUUAACCUAACACGAGCGGAAAACACUUCCGAGGAGGAAAGAGUUCGUUCGGGGCGACAGCGGCGAGAAAGCGGCGCGAGUAAAAAUGUGAUUACUUCAUCGGCUACACGUAAUGCCACCGUAACAGCCUCGCGCUUCCGCGAGUGGAGAGGCCCCACGCGCGCGAUGGAUAAUUAUUCCGUGCGCAUUAAUUAUCCGCAAACCGCCGGUCGUGGCGAUCCGGAGGAUACAUCCGCGGCACACGAUGCCCAGCCGAAGUCGCAGUACGUGGAUCACGCUAAGCGAACGCGCGAAGACGUGAUCGUCCUGACAAGCGACACUAAGGGCGGCUUGCUCAAUCCCAGGGCCCUGCUCUUUCUCACCCUGUGGUAUGUCUUCAGUGGAUGCACCCUGUUCCUAAACAAAUAUAUAUUAUCUUAUAUGGAGGGUAAUCCUACCAUCCUAGGUGCUUGCCAGAUGUUAAUGACUGCGAUCUGUGGAUUAAUACAAAUGUACUUUCCAUGCGGUAUGUACAAGGCGAGUCCAAGAUUAAUGAGACCUCCUGGAUUUUACAAACACAUGACACUGGUGGGGUGCACAAGAUUCGCGACAGUAGUCCUAGGUUUAGUGUCGUUAAAUUAUGUAGCUGUAAGUUUCACAGAAACCAUAAAGAGUAGCGCACCACUUUUCACCGUCCUCAUCAGCAGGUAUUUAUUAGGGGAACAUACAGGAUUAUAUGUAAAUUUAUCUUUGAUACCUGUAAUGGGUGGACUAGCCCUGUGUUCCAUCAAUGAAAUCAGUUUUGAUCUCAGAGGUUUCAUCGCUGCUAUGGCUACAAACAUGACUGAGUGUUUGCAAAAUGUCUACUCGAAAAUGUUGAUCAGUGGUGACAACUUUAAGUACACACCGGCAGAGUUGCAAUUUUAUACCAGUUUAGCGUCAAUUGUGGUACAAAUACCCGUGUCGGUACUGUUGGUCGACCUACCAACGCUGGAACAUUCCCUGAGCUUUAAGUUAUUCGCGGCAUUCCUUCUCAAUGGGGUGUUCUUCCAUUUUCAGAGUAUCACCGCUUACGUACUUAUGGACUAUAUCAGUCCCGUGACACACAGCGUCGCGAAUACUGCAAAGAGAGCUUUCCUGAUAUGGCUCUCCGUCUUGUUGUUUAACAACCCAGUGACGGGAUUGUCAGCGCUCGGCACUUCGGCGGUGAUAGCGGGCGUGUUGUUGUACAAUCGGGCUCAAGAAUACGACAGGAUAAGCAGAACGAAGUUACGACAUUCGUCGAAGAUUAAUCUGCAGUAGGACAAUUUUUUGAGAGACCGACUAGAACAUCUACGUGUAUAUCUUCGUGCCUUGGAAGAAAAGAAGCCGACACGCGAGAUGUAGAAUUUACUCUUUCGUAUCAUCUACCGCAUAUUCUUUUGUGGACGUUUUAUAUUCGUCGAGAUUCAUGAAACGGCAUUAAGUACUGUCUGAAAUCAAGUUUGCAACUAAACGCAUGGAUAUUUCGGGUAUCGGCUUUUCUCUUCAAGGUGCAGCAUACAAACAAGAAGAGAGACGUGUCACGGCACCAAAUAUAUUGCAUAUUUGCAUUAGUAGUACAAACGGUAACAUCCGGUUUUUAUACGACAGUAUUUCAUCCAGCGUGAAACGGUAAAAUAUUAAUGAAGUAAACAAUUUACCAAGAUAAAGUCUGACCGGUAAAAAUUAUCUAUAUUGAUAAAACGUCGAUUAUGUUAAUUGUUACUUGCGAUCUCUACCCGAAGCACUUGAUUCCUUCUUUCAUUUCGCAGUUUGUAAUAACUAAGUGGCACUUCCGAAUCUAAUUUACUGGCAUUUA
Molecule: messenger RNA, 1989 nt
Organism: Harpegnathos saltator (Jerdon's jumping ant)
Lineage: Eukaryota; Metazoa; Arthropoda; Insecta; Hymenoptera; Formicidae
Product: solute carrier family 35 member E2
Exons: 5
Coding region: 336-1451 (371 amino acids)
Source: RefSeq, a predicted model, not a curated record